AUGGCGGUCUUACUCCUCCUCCUUCGGUUCCUAUGUGGAGCCCCCUGGGCUGCUGCAGACAACAUCCAGACCAUCUAUGUAGCCUCGGGGGAGGCAUUGGAGCUGCCAUGUCCCUUACCGCCCACCCUGAGUGGAGACGAACUCCUAUCCUGGUUCCACAGCCCAGCAGCAGGUUCCUCCACUGCCCUGGUGGCCCAAGUCCAAGUGGUCAGGCCAGCCCCAGACCUCGGGAGGCCCACCAGGCCAUCCAGGCUCAAACUACUGGGGAACUUCUCACUGUGGCUGGAAGGGUCCAAGGAGGGAGAUGCUGGUCGGUACUGGUGUGCUGUGCUGGGUCAGCACCACAGGUACCAGAACUGGAGGAUGUAUGAUGUCUCCGUGCUCAGAGGAUCCCAGCUAUCUGCAAGGGCUGCCGACGGAUCCCCCUGCUCUGUCCUUGUGUGCUCUGUGGCCCCUGCCAGACGCCUAGACUCUGUGACCUGGCUAGAGGGAAAGGGUCCUGUGAGGGGCCGUGUACUGUCAUUUUGGGGCGAUGGGGCUGCCCUGCUCUUGGUGUGUCCUGGGGAGGGGCUCUCUGAGUCGGGGGAACAUAGACCAAGAAUCAUCCGCUGCCUCAUGCCUCACAACAAAGGGGUCAGCUUUAGCCUGACAGCCUCCACGGAUGCCUCCCCUGCCCUCUGUGCCCCUUCCACGGGCUGGGAUGUGUCCUGGAUCGUGAUGCUCUUGCUCACAGUGGGUCAGGGGUUCACCAUCCUAGCUGUCAGCAUCGUGCUCUGCAGACAGAGGGCCCAGGGGGCUCAGUGCAGAGGUGCCUCAAUUCCUCAGUUCAAACCUGAAAUCCAGGUCUAUGAGAACAUCCAUUUGGCCCGUCUCAGCCCACCUGCCCCCAAGAUCAGAUGAUCUCCAUGACAUCUGCUGGAAGUGUGACCUGCUGUCCCCCUGGCCAUCUGGCACCUGAGGCUUCGCCUGAAAACCUUGGCAAGGGGGGGAAGGGCUGCGAGUGCUGCCCUACAGUCCAGCUGGUCACCAGCAGUCACGCUGUGUGUGUGUGUGUGUGUGUGUGUGUGUGUGUGUGUAUGUUCAGGGGCACUGAAGGAAAGCAAAGUAUUAUUCUGCGAUGUCACCUGUGAGAUCACAGGUGUGAUUUCCUGUUUCAUAGCAGCCAGUAAAGGGGUGGUCCUGAGCCCUCAGUACCAUGGGACUGAGGGGAGCCCAGGGUGGCUGCCAGGGGGUGAGGAGGGGUGGGGAUGGGCAGAGAUGAGACAGGAGAAUCCAGAGAUUUGAGCAAUUUUGGAGAGUCAGUCUCAGGGAAACCACUGGACAAAUGGAGGCAACUAAAGAGGGAAGGGAAGGGACUCAAGUUAGAGGAAAGAGACAGGCAGGGAGAGAAGACAACAGAAGCACUAGGUGGGAGGACUGAAUGACAGAGAAUUGGAAGAAGACUGGGUUGCCCUGAAAUUAAGCCCGACCAUCCCCCACCCCCAUCCCCUCAUCC
Messenger RNA from Lontra canadensis (Northern American river otter), 1495 nucleotides. RefSeq names its product lymphocyte antigen 6 complex locus protein G6f-like. Bases 1 to 900 code for a protein of 299 amino acids. The record is from RefSeq and is a predicted model, not a curated record. Lineage: Eukaryota; Metazoa; Chordata; Mammalia; Carnivora; Mustelidae. The transcript has 6 exons.